AUGGGUCUCUGCCUCUCCAAGACUCCUCCGCCGCCAUCUCCUCCUCAUCCUUCUCCUCCCUUGCCCAGCUCCAAGAAUCAUGCUCCUUCCUUGCCCAGCUCCAAGAAUCCUCCUCCUACGCUAGCUCGUCAUACUCCUAAUUCCUUGCCAAGCUCAAGCUGGCCGGACCUGCCGCUGGAUCUAGCCGGCCUCGUCCUCUGCCGUCUCAAUUCCCACGAGGACCACAUCAGCUUCGGUGCCGUGUGCCGCGACUGGCGACUUGCCGUGCAGCGGCAACGCACGCUGCCGGGCACCACGCCGUGGCUCAACGUGGGCCUCGGCGUAUACCAGAGCCUUGACGGCGAGGUGCACCGCUUCUUCUGCCACGGGUCUUCCGGCUGCUGGAUCCUCUACUACCACGACCCUGCCAAUACCCCCGAUGGAGGCGGAAGAUGCUUAUUUCUUCGGAACCCUUUGCAUGCAUCAAGUGUCUCCAUCGAGAUCGUAUGGCCGUGCAAGGAGGCGUCUAAGAUCGUCUUGUGCUCUUCACUAUCCGUUGCGGCGAUUCUCCAUCGAGGAGUCUGCGUAAUUGCACCUUUCUGGCCGUCCGACAUGAGCAGGCCCUGGGAAUACCUUCCGUGGUGGCCGCUUAUGGGUGGUGAUUACACAGACAUGGCAUUUUUCCGUGGAAAGAUCUUCACCGUGACGCUCUUGGGGGACCUCAUCUCCCAUGACGUGUUCAGCCUAUGCCGCGAGAAUGUGUUGAAGUCAUCCCUGACCUGUGAUCAGCCGGUGGACAGCACCGCCUGCCACUUGGUCGUGUCAGCUGACAGGGAGAAGCUACUAAUGGUAAGGUGGAGCAUCCCACGCUCGGGUCUCGAGGUUGAUCACCAUUGGGCGAUGGAUCUGCAGGUGUUUGAAGCGGACUUCGGCAAGGGCCAGUGGUCGGAGGUGAAGGACUUGGGAGGCCAGUGUCUGUUCGUUAGCAGAAGUUGUUGCAGGGCGUUUGGAUCAAUGGAGCUCUAUCAUUCGAGCACCCUACUACAAGGAAACCGUGUGUAUAUCUUGGGCAUCGACUGGUACCUAAAGAGGGCCAUUGCCGGUGCCGGCCCGUGCAGGUGCCGUGACUGCCGUGACCAUGUUAAUAGCGCCAUUCCCAGCUACGGUAUAUACGACAUGAGGACCGGUAUUUUUAGUCUAGUUUUACUAGGUGGAGGUCAUACAAUGGAAAGUGCAAUGUCAGAAUGGUUCUUCCCGUGCGAAUGA
This is a messenger RNA of Lolium rigidum, 1245 nucleotides long. RefSeq lists its product as uncharacterized. The record is from RefSeq and is a predicted model, not a curated record. Lineage: Eukaryota; Viridiplantae; Streptophyta; Magnoliopsida; Poales; Poaceae. Gene Ontology annotation, molecular function: protein binding. Bases 1 to 1245 code for a protein of 414 amino acids. The transcript has a single exon.